AUGCAAUCCUUUCUCCAACAUCGGCGGGCAGGCGUUGAGGCCCAGGCGCAAAUCGACCGGGACAUCGGGAAGACACAGUCUUUCAAUGCGCCGAGCCGAACGCACAAUGAGGUGCAAGAACAACCUUUGGCAGAGAAGAAACAGAAAAGCCCGUCGUCUUCCGAGUCGCCGGACACGAUCGAUACGGAAGCGCCCGGACAACGACCCGACAGAGCGCCGGGGCUUCUUGAGCGAAGCCAGACGGCGCGGACCGAGUGCUCUGAAGGCACGGCGCUCGGCCGGGUCUUGACCGGCAUCCACGUCCGGGACCGCACGGGCGAUGAGGGGCACGGGGGCCGCGUCUUCGUCGUCGGCUGGGCGGGGCCGGACGACCCCCUAGACCCGCACAACUGGCCGACGGCCAAGCGCAUCGGCGUGACGCUGCAGAUCUCCGUCAUCGCCCUCUUCGUCGGCGCCGCGUCGGGCAUCGACGCGACUGUGCUUCCGCAAGCCGCGAGGGCGUUUGGCGUCAGCGAGGUGGCCGAGUCUUUGGCCACAGGCACGUCCCUCCCCCCCCUUCACGUCAUCCGCCGCUCUACCCAAGUUCACAAACACUAA
This is a messenger RNA of Colletotrichum higginsianum IMI 349063, 597 nucleotides long. RefSeq names its product Major facilitator superfamily transporter. The coding region runs from base 1 to 597 and encodes 198 amino acids. The record is from RefSeq and is a predicted model, not a curated record. Lineage: Eukaryota; Fungi; Ascomycota; Sordariomycetes; Glomerellales; Glomerellaceae. The transcript has a single exon.